UCUCAAGUGGGGCGCCUGCCAGACACUAGCAUGGGAGUUGAACCCCUGCGGAUGCUCUUCUCGGCCAAGGGCUUUUACGACAAGGACAUCGUGGCCCUGUCGGCGGCGCAUGCUCUGAGCAGGUCUGGAUGGGGCGUUCUAUCUCCAGAGCCGCGCUUCGACAAUUCAUAUUUCAAGAGCCUGCUGCAGAGGUUCGUCACCGAGCGCCUGCAGAACAGCCCAGAGGGCAGGUGCCCCAUCUCCCACGUGAUCAUGGGGGAAUCCGACCUGGCGCUGGUGAGGGACGCCAGCUUCCGGGAGCACGUCGAGGCGUACGCCGGCGACCAGGGCGCCUUCUUCCAGGAGCCGCGAGGGCCGGCGCCCGGCCGCCGGGGGCCCCCGCCCCGCGCAUCUGUCAGGAGGGGAAAAAACACGA
Molecule: messenger RNA, 415 nt
Organism: Prorocentrum cordatum
Lineage: Eukaryota; Dinophyceae; Prorocentrales; Prorocentraceae
Source: the annotation of a GenBank genome assembly